This is a messenger RNA of Coniophora puteana RWD-64-598 SS2, 1323 nucleotides long. RefSeq lists its product as uncharacterized. The coding region runs from base 1 to 1323 and encodes 440 amino acids. Lineage: Eukaryota; Fungi; Basidiomycota; Agaricomycetes; Boletales; Coniophoraceae. The record is from RefSeq and is a predicted model, not a curated record. The transcript is spliced from 6 exons.
AUGUCUGCGACCUCCAGGACACAAGCCACCCCCUCCAACGCCGCCCCCUCCGCCGCAGUGCCCGCAAUGAUGGAGCAACUUCCAUCGUGGUGGCCCACGCGCUCGAUGGACAAGAACAACGAUGACCAGAGGCAGAACUUCCUGGACAUCGUCGAGCUCCGCAUCCUCGAGAUUUAUGAUCAUCUCAACGUGCCAGAGUCAGACCGUCGUCGAUUUGAGCACAACUGGAAGGUUGAAUGGGGUAACUUAAACCCGAUACUCUGCCGACUAUUCCAUCAGAUCAGCAAAAACGGUGCUAAGGGGAACUUGCGUUACCAUACCAUGGGGAUGAUGAUCAGGAACAACAGCAUCCCCCUCUUCCACCCGGACUUCAAGAAGAUGAAACACGGUAGAGGCAAGUACCGCCCACCUCAGGUGCAUCUCGACAUUGGAGACAGGUGGUGGGUGACAGGCACGACUCUGAAAGACCCCAUCCCUCCCCAGCCGAAGACAAAGACUUCGGGGAAUCAGUCGAAGAGUACGCCAUCAGCGUCAUCUUCUCCACCGAAGCCGGCGCCGACUGCUGGUUCCCAUCCGGCGCCUACUGCCCCUAAGAAUCCGCCAACAUCUGCUGCGCCGGCGCGGGCCGGCGCAACAACAGCCCCUCCGCCGUCAGUUCCUCCCUUGCACGCGCCGGCAUCUACACUGAAGGAGCCAGUGGCCCCCAUCCCCGGUCAAUCCCCAGCUGCCCCCCUGACGUCGCCUGUUGAGCCUCUCAACGCCAACGCCUCAGAGGAGGAGGAGGACACCGAGGCUCAGUCUCCAACGCCCGCGCACACCAGGAGGCUGAUCCUGAGGCCACCCAGAAUCCCCGACACUCCCCCAGAAGACGACGGGAGACCUGUAGGCAGCGCGCGCGCACCGGCGCUGGCAGCUCCUCAACAGAGCUCUGCUGGCCCCAGCCAGGCGCCGGCGCCCACGAGCAUCGGCGCUGCUACUGACACUGGCGCCAACAAGGCGGCGCCAACCAGCUCGGUCAAAGCACUCCAAGAUGGUAUUCCGGCGUUUGAUCAGUACCAAGUCCCACAUCGCUCAUUGCCCCCGAUAGAUUGGAAACAAAACGGAGUUUCGGCGUUCAACGUCAGCAUUCCAACGAGCGAUCACGAAGCUUUCGACAUGCGCGAGGUGCUGCUCAAUAACACCCUUGUUGAUCUCGACGACGCCAUGGGCCUGAUGCGCGACGAGUUGGGGCAGUUCAAGAACGAGAUGAAGGCGCAGUUUGCGGAGAUCAAGGCAAAGGGGCCCGAAGAGGAAUCCCGUAUGGCUGUAGACCCGGCGCUGUGA